Messenger RNA from Danaus chrysippus (African queen), 744 nucleotides. NCBI's taxonomy places the organism in Eukaryota, Metazoa, Arthropoda, Insecta, Lepidoptera, Nymphalidae. The record is from the annotation of a GenBank genome assembly.
AUGUUACAUAUACUAACGCCAUCUAUCGUGUUCGUAAAACAUCCAGAAACAACUGCUCAACGAAAAUUUCCCGACCAUACUAUCAAAAGCAAAAGGGAAAAGCAACUGCUUGCUAAACUCUCACAAAACCGUGCUCUAGAGAAAAUUGUUACAGAAUUGGAAAAAUCUCGAAAUGAAUGGACAAGAGUACUAAAUGAAAGCGAUCUCAAAGUUGCAAUACUUCGCGAUAGGAUUAAGGAUCGAGUCUACAACGCGCGAAUACAACACAUGUACGCGGACAGGUGGCUGUCAGCCCGGUCCGAGGCUCUUGAACUACAACAGGAGACCACGUCUGAACCGGCGCCGAGGAAGGAGCACGAGGAUUGCGUUCAUAAUGAACUGAUCAGGGCAUACGAACUGCAAAUUCAGGAAAGAGAAGAUUUAUUACAGUACUGGAUGUCAAAAUACUCUCAAGACAUAGUCGACAUAGGAUCACGGUUACGAGAAAAAUGUGAAAAAUUACGGAUCACUGUGGCUCGUCGUGUUGAAUUAGAGAAAUUGUUUGCCCUCCAUGAAGGUGAAAUGCGAUCAUGGUUGACAUUUAAAAAAGAAAGAGCAGCUAGACUCGCGAGGGAAGAACGCUCGCGCCGGGCCGCCACGCGCGUGCAAGCGUGGUGGCGCGGCGUCAUGGUACGACGGGCUUUGGGCACGUUCCGUUACUUGAGAAACAUAAAGAAAUCAGCACCUAAAUUAAAGAAAAAAUAA